This is a messenger RNA of Oryza brachyantha (malo sina), 878 nucleotides long. Its product is annotated as auxin-responsive protein SAUR32-like. Gene Ontology annotation, biological process: response to auxin. The coding region runs from base 176 to 562 and encodes 128 amino acids. The transcript has a single exon. The record is from RefSeq and is a predicted model, not a curated record. NCBI's taxonomy places the organism in Eukaryota, Viridiplantae, Streptophyta, Magnoliopsida, Poales, Poaceae.
ACCACGCCUCAAUUUGAGAUCGAUCGAUCGAUCAGCGGCAGCUCGUGGAGUGUGAGGUAGCUGUAGCUUUGGUUGCACGGCGAUCGAGGUAUAGCGCAACGGCGGCGAGGUUGCCGUCGCGGUUGGCGAGGAGGAAGAGGAGAGGACGGCGUCUGUGUUGGUGGCUGGUGCUGCCAUGCUGCAGGGGGAGGAGAAGAAGGGCGGGAAGGUGAAGAAGGGGUGGCUGGCGGUGCGGGUCGGGGUGGAGGGCGGCGGCGACGAGGGAGCUGGCGGGUUCCGGCGGUUCGUCAUCCCGAUCGCCUACCUCUACCACCCGCUGUUCCAGCGCCUGCUGGAGGCGGCGCGGGACGCCUACGGCUACGACGCGGCGGGCCCGCUCCGGCUGCCGUGCUCCGUCGACGAGUUCCUCCGCCUCCGCUCGCUGGUGGAGCGGGAGACGCAGGCGGCCGGCGGCGGCGGGGGGUCGUCGUCGUCGUCGCCGCACCGCGUCCACGCCAGUGGCGGGUCGCAGCACCACCACUACUCCUUCUCCCCGUGCACCCGCGCCAAAGUUAGCUCCUGAUCGAGCUCCUGGCUUUCGUGCGCGCGCGCAUGGUGAGUCGGCGGCUGCGAGAAGAGCGCGCGGGCGGAGUCGAUCUGCCGGCGAGGACGCCCCGCGUGUAUAGUUGAUUAGCAGAGGCAGUACUACACGAGAGGAGAGACAGGAGCUAGCUAGCUGAUAGCUGAUUAGUCCGGGUUUUCUCAUGAUUUUGGUCUUGGUUCCGCUUACUUUCUUCUUCUUUCUUUGAUCGAUCUUUGUGUAGAUAGAAUUGACAGAUCGGUCGAUGUAUAAUUAUCAGUUGAACUCACAGUUUCACAGUACACAGUUCUUCUCUUCA